UGAGUACUAGAGGGGAGACACGAUGAAAGGGUUGCUUGGGUCCUUUUUCAUUCUUGUGUGUAUUACCCAAGGUGUAGUUACUGGGUCUGUGGUCUCUCAGCCUGACCAAGUGAUCAUUUCUAGUCUGGGUGAGACUGUGACGGUGAAAUGUAUGGCACAGAAAGACAGUUUUUCUAACAAGUAUAUAUUUUGGUAUCAGCAGAAAUUAGGACAGAUGCCAAGGUGUAUAUGCAUGGCACGGACAUAUUCAGAUCUCAACUAUUUUGGUGAGUUUAAAGACUCACACAUCUCAUGUCAGACAACAGAAGGAGGAUUUUAUCUGAAACUCAGAAACAGCACUUGGUCAGAUGAAGCCUCAUAUUACUGUGCCAUCGGAAACAGGUCCCACUUCAUGGAUUUUGCAGAGGGAACUUUUAUAAGAAUAAUAGACGAAACAGAGCAGAACUCCAACGUGGUGACAGUGAUCCAAUCCCCGACACAAGACCCAGUUCAUUCUGUGGACUCAGACCCUCUUCAGUGUCCAGGAGUAAGUGAGACCAGAACAGAAGAGCUCAGUUUGUACUGGUUUGGACCUGCUUCAAGAGAUUCCCAUCCAGGACUUAUCUAUGCCUACAGAAACAGCAGCAGUACUUGUGAGACUAGAUCCAUGCUGAAGUGUAUGCAUGAGCUAGCUACAAGCAAUGACAGCAAUGCUGCAACCUUCUACUGUGAUGUGAAGACAUGCGGACAGAUAUUGUUGGGGAAUGGCACAACAGUUGAAACUAAAGGUUCUGUGGCUCACAUGAUUCCUGUGUUGGGGGGGACAUUAUGCCUCUGUGUCGUCUUGGACAUUUAUCUCAUUUAUUCAUAUUACAAAAACAGAACAUGUCUGAACUGCCAAGGACGACUUUCUAAACCUGUCCGGCCAAACACACACAUGGGCAGAGAGGCCUCUGAUCAGAAAUGUGAUGAGGGUUUGAAUUAUGCAGCACUGCAUUUUUCUCAGAGAGCAACACCAGAGGGCCGACAGAGAAGAGAACCCCCUCAGCAGAGUGUGUAUUCUGAUGUCCGAGGCCCGCGAUGAUAAACACACACUUGUAUAGAAUUCACCAUUUCAUUUUUUUAC
This is a messenger RNA of Clupea harengus (Atlantic herring), 1105 nucleotides long. RefSeq lists its product as uncharacterized. The transcript has 6 exons. The record is from RefSeq and is a predicted model, not a curated record. Lineage: Eukaryota; Metazoa; Chordata; Actinopteri; Clupeiformes; Clupeidae. The coding region runs from base 23 to 1063 and encodes 346 amino acids.